Molecule: messenger RNA, 7990 nt
Organism: Choloepus didactylus (southern two-toed sloth)
Lineage: Eukaryota; Metazoa; Chordata; Mammalia; Pilosa; Megalonychidae
Gene: SCML4
Product: Scm polycomb group protein like 4
Exons: 9
Coding region: 1356-2516 (386 amino acids)
Molecular function (GO): protein binding
Source: RefSeq, a predicted model, not a curated record
UGUGUGUGCUUUAAAAGCCAGUGGUUGGCUGGUUUUCCGGACAUGAUGUGGUUGAAGCUGUCAUCGUAAUGGAAAUUCAUUGCUGUAGCUAUGGUAAAUCGAGUUUUCUGCCUGUGCUGAAUGCAUUAGUCUAAUGAGAUGUUUGCAGCCGGAGAGCAGGGCUGCUGGAGACUAACUGUGAGCUCCUAACGCACGGGUGGAAGAUAGCUUUGGCAAGACUCGGUUUGCAUGUGCCGAAAGUCAACUGUCUUCUGAGUCAACAUUCCCUGCCUGAUAAGGAACCCGAUCAGGGCUCCAGUGAAGGAGCUGUAGGUAAGGGAGAUGCGCAAUUGGAGGGUGUGCCUUUGAUAUGGGAUCCUUCUCUUGUAACUGUCAGCGUGACAGGUUACCCGUUUCAGUUUUUCCCAGGUUACAUGACUACCUCUGGCAGUGCAUGAGAGUCCUGCUUGAGAGCCAUCGAGCCCAGCAGGUAAACUUUAGUUCAUGCUCCUGAAAUAUGUUUGAUUUCUCAACCAGAUCUCACAGGGGAAGAUGGGGCAUAGAAUUAUAUAGUCUCUAAAUUUGGGGUGUAUCCACAUGCACUGCUCCUUAACUCUGCAUUUAAGUAUAUAGAAAGUUAAUUUUCCAAAUGUGAACUCAAAUAACUGAUUAGCUCUUUUUAAUUUUUUUGCACUAUUAUUUUGCUCUGUUUUUAAUUAAAAAAAAUGGUAGUAUGUCUUGGGACAAAAAUAUUUACCUAAAAUUUGAUUAUUAAAAUUGAUAUGUUGUGAACAUGCAAAAAGGUGUUUUUUUAAUUAAAUUUUAUUUUUAAGAUCUCAGAUGGAAUAUUUUAUGGGCUGGUUUUUACCAGGCAUAGAUGAGAAUACGUUUGUUAUUAGUGGCUGGUUUAGUUUGGUUUAGGGGGAAAAAAAAACAAAAAACAAAACCCUGGUGACUAUGGAAUGUCAGAAGCAGUUUUCCCAAGUUCAAAUACAGAGAGUUGCCUCCUUCCCAGGUGGAGUGCCGAGUGACUUGAACCAAUUUCCACACGCUCCUCUCAGCGUCACCAGGUACCCUCGCCUGUGUGCUUGCUGGCAGGACAGGAUCAGUGGAAGAGGAUGAGGUGCAGGCUGCUGUGGUAGUAGAGGUAUCAAGACUGUCCUGCUGUGGCUAGUGCUGGCCUCUGCCCUUUCAGGCAAGAAUGGCCUCUGCUUGUGACCUGCCCCCUCCCCAUGGGCCACGUGAGCAUGGUGCCUGGCAUAGAGAGGCGUUCCACAUGGUUUCCAGAUAAACCAAUGGAUGGAGACUAAUUCUUAGCAUCUCUUCUGCCUGCAAGCAAUUUGCCACCUCAUUCUGUAAGACUGGCCCCAGCAGAAAUGCAGUCUCAAAGGAUUCCUGGGAGAAAGCGAGGCCGACCCCCACUUCACUCAACACCAAUGAAGAUGGCAGUUCAUAAUCUUUAUUCUGCUUCAGCUGGCCCCUUGCCAGCAGUGAAGCUCCCAAAGAAAAGAGGGCGGAAACCCGGGUACAAGCUGAAGUCUCGGGUUCUCAUGACUCCUUUAGCCCUCUCGUCUCCGCGGAGUACCCCAGAGCCCGACCUCAGCUCCAUCCCUCAGGACGCAGCCACCAUCCCCAGCUUGGCAACCCCACAGGCUCUCACAGUCUGCCUUUAUAUCAACAAGCAGGCCAACGCAGGGCCAUACCUGGAGAGGAGAAAGGUGCAGCAGCUCCCCGAGCACUUCGGGCCUGAGAGGCCAUCGGCGGUCUUGCAGCAGGCCGUCCAAGCCUGCAUCAACUGUGCCCACCAGCAGAAGCUGGUGUUCUCCCUGGUCAAGCAGGGCUACAGUGGUGAGAUGGUGUCAGUCUCCGCUUCCUUUGAUGGAAAGCAGCACCUGCGGAGCCUGCCCGUGGUGAACAGCGUCGGGUAUGUCCUGCGCUUCCUGGCCAAGCUGUGCCAGAGCCUCCUGUGCGAUGACCUAUUCAGCCACCAGCCUUUCCCCAGGGGCUCCAGCACCUCUGAGAAAGCCCAAGAGAAGGAGGACAGCAGGAUGCAGCCUGCAAAAACAGUCACCACUGAAGAGUGCCUGCUGAAGCCUGGGGGCAUGAACCGCUUCAGCUUGGACCCGUCCGCCCCUGCCUUUAACCACAGGGGCUCCUUGCCCCCCUCCUCCCCACUGUACUGCAAGAGGCAGAAUUCCAGAGACAGCCGUCUCGGGAGCGGCCCCGCCACCACCACCAGCGGCCCCUGCACCAGCCCCCUGUCCUCCGGAGGCCCCCUGGCACCUGGUCUGAGGCCCCCAGCCUCCAGCCCCAAGAGAUACAGAGCCUCCCUCGAAGGAAACAGAUGUGCCUCAAGCCCCUCUCAGGACGGGCAGGACGCCAGGCGGCCCAGGAGCCGGCAUCCCUCCACCUGGACCGUGGAGGACGUGGUCUGGUUCGUGAAAGACGCUGACCCUCAGGCGUUGGGGCCUCACGUGGAGCUCUUCAGAAAGCAUGUACGCAAGAGGAGAUUGAUGGCCAUGCCCUCCUGUUGCUGAAAAGUGACAUGAUUAUGAAGUACCUGGGCCUGAAGCUGGGACCUGCACUGAAACUCUGCUACCAUAUCGAUAAACUGAAGGAGGCCAAGUUCUGAAGUUUUUUUAAAAGAUAAAAACAAAAUUCAAGAUGAUGGAUCUCAAGGUCCUUUUCUGCCUUACCAACAUCCAGCUGUCAUCACGAAAAGAUUUUCCUCUUAAAAAUAACCCCCUGCAAAGACUUGGUCUUUUUAUACAACUGACUUCUUUGCCUUUUUGAAAAUCCUUUUUGAAAAGGCUCCUCUGUGUUAAUGAUUUGCCAAAAAAUCACCAAAAAAAAAAAACCCUACUAUUUUUAACAUUCCUGAUAUGUUGGUUGCUCUUUGAGUAGGUCCUAUUUUUAUAAUGAGAAAGUGGGAAACUGAAUGCUAUCACUCAAGGAGAGCCUUGGAGGGUUCAAAGAUUAUGAGGAAAAGGACCUACGUCCCUGCAGGUUCUGCAGAACGCUCCCCUCACCCCCACCCCACCCCACCGCCCCAUGCCACCCAUCUUGAACUCUGAUCCGGGGACCUAUUCAGUGUGAGCCUUGCUUGUUUCAGCUCUGGAAGCUGUCUUCUGAGGAUAACUGCCUCACCUUGCACUAUCUGGAAAACUUGAAUUCUUUUGCUCCCUAAAAGAAGAGAAGAAAAAAAUCUUUUUUCCUAGUUAUCUGAAGUACUGUGUUUCUCCACUAGAGGGCAGACUGCUAAUGGAAUUUCAGGACCCUUACCGACUCAGUGGCCUGCUCUUUCUCUACUCAGUGAUGGCUUAGGGGUUUUGUGAACAAGAUCGGAUCUGCACAAAAAUAGGGAAUUUCUUUCACAGUCAGCACCACAGAUUGUAACUUGGGAAGAAACCGCCUUCCGGAAGGUUCUAGUACAUAUCCAAGCAUUAUUGAUGGACUGAUUGAAGCCCAAGCAGCAAAAGCAAGAAUUUGGAAGCACACUCUUCCCAGAUGGAGCUUUGGAGUACCUUCCUGUCCUUCCCAGGGUGUCAGUCUGUUGGCACACCGAAGAGUCAUAGUGACAUUCAGCCACGGGUGUUUCUUUAAAACAGGAAAAGAAAAAUGUUUCAACUAAGCUCUGAAAUGGGAGAGUGUUGCUUUCCAGUUAUGUUGUUGGAUUCUGCAGCUGUAUCUGUGGAUAAUUUUUCUAGUCCUCAACAAAUACACAGACAUGCUAUUAUUGAGUUUAAUUCAGUUUACAAACAGGUUUUCCUUCCUCACCGUGGAGUCAUAGCAAAAAAAAAAAUUGAUUUUCUACCCCUUUGCAGCUGUGUCCAUAGGAACGAUGAUGAAUCUACAAUUAUCUGGGCAGAAAGGCCUCCAUUCCUUCUAUCCUUUCUCUCUUUCCUUCUCUCUUUUUCCUUCCUCUGUCUCACUGAACAGGAAACAUGUCAUCAGAACUAUGAAUUCUCCUUUACCACAGGCACCUCGUAUCUCUUAAAGAAUAGUCAUGGUGGUGGGGGUGCGGGGAUGUGUGCUCACCUUUGAGACCUCUGGGAGGUGAGGGUCGAGAACUCAGGGCAGUCCUUGGCCCAUCUGCUAGUUAGAGAAGGGGCCCCCUCCUCCAGGGGCCGCCCAGCAGGGGUCUCUGGUGGCAAGUGGGCCACCACGGCAGGGCCUCAGCCCCCUUAUAGCUGGGCUGGGUUCCCUCAUGUGGAAAAUGACCCAUACAACCUGGAGGGCAGCCCUGGAUAGAAUUUGCAUAUUAACCUUCUAUCAGUUAGAACUUGGGUAAAGUCCAUAAGAAAUACUCUGUUCCAUGCCCUUAGGUCCAUCUGGAUGGGGGAGAAGCACAUCAUAGCAAAAUCCUUCUUUAGACCAACAAAUAGUGGCUGGGCUUAGAGCAUGAAGAGAACCUCAAAACCUGCCCGCUGAGUUGAGCUUGAGUGAUCAGAUUGUGAAAGAGCCUUGCAUCUGUCGGUUUCAGCACAUGACAAAACUACCUUGUAUUGGGCCGUGGAGAAGAAGCUUCCAGGUUUUUAAAGAGAUAAACGGACUCUGGUCCUCAAAAGUUUGUUCAUCUUUAAGUGCUCACUGCUGGCCUGGAGUUAUCUAAUUUCCCUCAAGGAGUCACGGACAGUUGACAUAUUCAGAACUGCCAGCAUGGAAACAGUGGGAUUCAGAAAAUCCCUCAACAACCCAGGUUCCCACGCCAUAGUUUUUUGCUCCAUCCUCUGACAUUUGCGAUGCCUCUUCCAUCAAUACCUACCUCGUUUAAAAGACUUCCAAUGUCAAGCUUUCAAAACUUCCUCCCCACCUUCACUAGCGCCUCCCUCCCUACGAAAACAUGAACUUUGAUGCCCCCAAGUUAAAAUCAGCCCCAAACAAUGUUUAUGAGAUACUUUGAUUAGUUUUUGGGAGAGGGAGAGAGAGAUUUUCCCACCUCAAGUCUAAGAGAAAACUGUAUCCGCACUCACGUGGAGCCACUCACCGAGGUGCUAUCUCAUUUUACAUUAAACUUUAAGCAGGACAGAUUGCUGCAGCCAUGAUAUUUAAGGUUUGACUUUUUUAAAAAUCUCGUUAUUCUUAAAAUGAUGCUGCCAUAUCAGAGAAUAACCCAGGGAGAAAAUUCUUCCUUGCCCGUUUUUGCAGUGAAAUGCAAUUAGCCGGCCAAAUUAUUGUAGCAAUACUGCAAUUAUAACUAAUUUUCACCCUUCUCAAAAAUCUUGUUGAACCAGGCGGCUAAAUAGCUUAGCAAAUGUAAAACACGGCAGGCCGUUUCCUCCAAGCAGACCUUAAGGAGUCAGGCCACAUGUGUCACUCUUCUUCAAAUGAGAGCUGACCUGGGGCCUCACGCUUGGACAAACGGGGUACUUGUUAUUCCACUGCAACAGCUUAGCGAAUAAUUACACGGUUUUGCAUAAAUUCCAGAUUGGAAUGUGUGUGUGUAUUAUGUUCCAAACAUUUCCAAUUACACUUGUCUGUUACAUACUUAAAAAAAAAAAAAUCAAGAGACGAUUCUAUUGCCUAAAGCAUUUUGAAUGUUUUAUGAAGCACAUUAUUCCCCUUAUGAAGACUUUCGGUAAAAGAUGGAGGUUUGGUCUGUUUGUGUGUGUUUCCUGAGAUCAGACGGAAGAGCCUUAGGAAGUGGUUGGGAGUGUCAUCAGCUAUCGCAUCUGCUUAGUCCAAAAUGCCUGCCCAGCUUACAAAUCAGUUUUUGUAACCUGGAGGCAGAGCCUGCUCCUGUCUCACUCCUAGGUUUCACAACUAGGUGUCCCCUCUGAGACCACCAGGGUGCCCUGGAGGCAGCCGGGUGGCCUGGACAGUUCUGGGCCUGGCCCCUCAGGAGGCUGACGAGGUGCUCGUGGCUUGGGUGACGUGGGAGAGGCCUUGCUGGGGAGCCCACUGAGCAGGGGUAGCAGGGGGCUCAUGUAAUACCUGCCAGAGAAUGUACUGGGCCCCCAUCAUUUCCCUUCAGCAGGGCUGCCAAUUUCUUUCCUUUCAAAAGGAAGAAAAGAAGUGAAGGAGCUCCUCAGGAGAACCACAUAUGAUAUUCAAACACAUUGGGAAUUAAUACUGAGCUAAGAUUCGUUUGCUUGAGAAGGAAACCAGUGAGGAGGGAGGACAGAACCAUAAAUUUCUUAGGAAUGCAAUAAAAGGGCGUGUCUCACAGUCCUGAGCCUUUAAGCUGCAAUGACAUAUUUUUGCAUCUAUGUGGAAAAUAAAUAUUUGGAAUAUUUCUUGUUUUUUUUUAAAUUAAAAUUAUUUUUAAAGUUAAUUCUGGAGAUGAUUUAGGGAAAAUUUAGUCACACCACUGAAGAUGAGUGGAAAUGCUCAGAGGCAACCAGGGGCUCGAAUUUCGUCGUUGUCAGAAAGUCUUGCAAGAUGGAAAUAUUCUGCUUUCUUUUAAAAGAAACGGGUUUUCAUAUGUGAGAGCAGAAGGGGAGCUCUGCCUGAUGUUUGUUCUGAAAGGGCACAUUUCAACUAUUCUCCCCAGGGGGAUGGAGGGCACGGCAAGUCAACUCAGGUUUUUUUAACCUCAAAGAUCAAGACAUGGGAUCAUUAAGAGUAACGAUUUUUUUUAAUGCAAUAUUCUGUUAAGGAGAGGGAUUAAUACCUGUCCGUGGGCAUGAUUGAUUUAUUGUCAUAAAUUCACUCCAAGAAUCCAGUACUCGCCCUGCCUCGCUGUUGUCUUGCUACGUGCUUAUGUUACCCCGUGGCACGAGAGGGCCACCCUGAGAACCCCAGAGAUGAAUCCAGCAGAUGGUCAGACAUGCAGAGAUCCAAGCGUUCCUGUUUCCAUUUACGAUGUCAAAUCCAGCAGCCCCACUCUGGCGACACCCGGGAAUACCUGUGCCUCCAGCCAGACUCCCGGUCCCACUGCAGAAGGCAGAGGCCUGGGGAGCUCUGCUGCAAGCGUCCUUCCCUCCAGAGGUUGCCCUCAUCCAAGACAAUUCCUUCGCAGACAAUUGGAAGCUGGAUUUUUGGAGAUGUAGCAUUUACUUGAAAGAGAAUUGCUCUUAUUUAUUGCCACCACUAAAAUAUUACGGAAACACGUCUGCUAACAAUUUGCUUUGUGUAAUUUGUCCUAAUGCUAAUAAGCAACAGCUGGGACACUUCCUGUGGUGCAUUCUUUUGUGGUUGCAGCGGUAUUAUCACAUGUGGACUUCUCAGGACCGCUGUGCUUGAGAACAACACUUGCUCCGGCUCUCCCAGGCUUCAGGGCAUUCCCCUAACUUAGAAGCUGCUCUGGGCAAAAGCACAUUUUGAGAGCAGUUGCUCGUUGAGUCUCUGUUUUCCCAAGCAAGGCCUUAAAAUCCUACGCAAAGAGCCUGGGGUUUGUCAUCAUGUGUAGCCUUGUUUGAUUUCCUUCAGGGGAAAAGACAUCAGGUAGAACUUAAAAAGGACCCCUUCCUCUAGGUUAGUUGAGCAUGUUACUUCUGGAGUUGAUAUCGGGUGGAUGGGGGAGAGGAGUGGGGACCACUUCCAUGAGCUGGCUCAGCAGUCAUCUAAAUAAUGAUGCCAGAUGGUGUGGGGACAGUGGCAGUUUUCUGUCCAAAGGCUCCAAUGUGACACUUAGACUCUGCCCUGGGCAGUCGUUGAGGCCUCCGCUGCUCUGUGACUGGAGCCUGAGAAUUGGUUCCAGGCACUAGAUGCUUGUUGCAAAGGCCAAGACGAGCCUCUUUCAUUGAAUCCAGCUUUGGAACAUGCCUAAAGCCUUGCUUCUCUGAACAACUCAUUUUGAAAUCAUAGAUCCUCACGACAUGUCAUCUUACAGUAACCGUGUGCUCCCAAAGGCUACCUCCAUCAUAAAUGUAGCAUCCUCCCAUCUCAGGAAGGUUCCACCUCCCCACCUGGUGCUGGGACAUCUUCCCCACAACCCUGAGGAAAGGCUCUCCCUGACCUCUUCCAAUUAUGGGGAGUUCCCUCCCUUAAGAAGUAGCUUAUUUCUUUGCUGGACAGCUCUGGCUGCAAAAAAAAAAAAAAAAAAAAAAAAAAAAAAAAAAAAAAAAAA